UCACCUCCUUAGCAACGCGUGCGAGCGCGCGCAUGAAUCGAUUAAUGGGCCCUUAAGACUGAAAUAGUUGUCAAGGCUGUACUGUAGAGGCGCCCGGGUGCCUUACUUUUUCGUAUAAGCUUAAGUGCUGGGCACCCAGGAUUUCAUGGUAGGAACCUUUGAACUCCUUGUAAUUUUAAUCUUUUAAGGUUGGCUACUUCAAAUUUUUGAUAUUUCAUCCCGCUAAUUCUCCACUUUCAAAGCACCAUCAUAUUAACUGAAAAGCAGCAAGUUCAGUUUAAAUGACAUUCAAAUUUUCCGUCUGAUAAACUAUGAAUUGUGUUUCCAAACAAGAAGACUUCGUUUUGCUUUUCAAUAAGAAAGUAAACCAUUCAUAGAGGGCAGUUUCAUGGUUUGGAGUAUCUAUUUAAACACCAGGAUAGACAGCUCACCUUGCAGGGGGUGGGAACAUAUUCCGUGAUACCCAUAAUUCUCUGGUAUACUGUUAUAACAACUUCCAGGUCAGUUUGUAAAUAAAUUAUCGGACGAAUGAAUCAUGGCGGAAGUUGCUGCAAAUAAUGUCUGGUUUCUGGCAGUUGCUCUUAUUUUUCUUCCUCUUACAGCGACUUCGGUAACAUGGACAGCCCCUCCUCCUCAGUGGACUCAGACGAACCCAAAUGACAUCAGAACUGCUGAUAAGCCGGUGGUAAAUGGAAGUAUGCAGGUGCCUCUGGGGUGGAGUUACAUUCUGUUAUCUGGUUCACUGGUAUCAACCACAUUUUCUGUAAGAUUGAACGAUGGCAGCUUCGAUGAUAUUGGAACGCAUACUGGUAAUACUAAUAUAAUAUUUAACAGAAAUGAUUACAGAACGCGUUUUGGUAUCAAUGGAAAUGAAGUGGCCACCUUGAUAAUAAACGAAGUCACUGAAAGAGAAGAAGCAGUUUACCAAUGCAAGCUUACAACAGAUUCAAACAUCUGGAGUUACAGAAUACGAGUCAUUGUAACAGUUCCUGUCAAGCUAAUUAAUGUCAGCAGUGACCAGACUGUGCUUGAAGGAUCAAACAUGGCUUUGGUUUGUGAAGCAACUGGUAAACCAACACCAAACAUCACCUGGAACAGAGUGCUGGAGGAUGGUUGUAAUGGUGAAGUACUGCACCAGGGUCCAGCUUGGAAUUUUCCAAACAUUAGGAGAACUGCCUCUGGGACAUACCGCUGUACAGCUUACAACGGAUUUGGAAAUGUCGCUAGCCAAGUAUUUAAAGUGAAUGUUACAUAUCCUGCCAAGAUUGUUAAACUUGUAAGUGAACAUGAAAUUGCAGCACAACAAAGUUUGUCUCUUGAUUGUCAAGCAGAAGGAAAUCCCCAGCCUAGUUAUGCCUGGACUCCAUGUGAUCCACAGCAAAGUGUGUGUCAUCAAAGCGUGCUAAAUUUUCAAGCCGGUGACAGAAGUGUCUACACGUUCACCUGCAAUGUGGAAAAUUACCUGGGCAGUGAUACAAAAAAUACCACUCUUUGUAAGUAAGCAAGAGAAAAAUUAACUGUGUGCAAAAGGCUUUUCCGGGCCAGCAUUUGUAUUGAUCAUUGGCUUUCGUGAAAAUAUUGUUACACGCAUGUAUAUCACAAGCAGAUGUAAUCUUUCGUGUAUGGCAGUGUUAAUAACUGUUUAGUAACCCUUUACAUUGCAUCAGCAGUCGCCGUAAAUAAAGUGGUCAGUUGCAAGUACAGUUAUACUAGAUAAUCAACUGGUAUUAUCGUGUCCUCUCCACCAGCUCUCUUUGGCCUUUUUUUUGUUACAUGCACUUGGCCAGCGCAGUGGAUGUUUGCUUCUAACAAUCGUUGAUGUAGACGUUCUUGGUCUCACAAUAGGGACCUUACGCAUAUACGACGGCGACGGCGAGGACG
Molecule: messenger RNA, 1881 nt
Organism: Orbicella faveolata
Lineage: Eukaryota; Metazoa; Cnidaria; Anthozoa; Scleractinia; Merulinidae
Biological process (GO): protein phosphorylation; cell surface receptor protein tyrosine kinase signaling pathway; multicellular organism development
Cellular component (GO): signaling receptor complex; plasma membrane
Molecular function (GO): ATP binding; transmembrane receptor protein tyrosine kinase activity
Source: RefSeq, a predicted model, not a curated record